This is a messenger RNA of Haplochromis burtoni (Burton's mouthbrooder), 2381 nucleotides long. It is a transcript of the gene rhbdl2, whose product is annotated as rhomboid, veinlet-like 2 (Drosophila). Gene Ontology annotation, molecular function: serine-type endopeptidase activity. Bases 689 to 1585 code for a protein of 298 amino acids. NCBI's taxonomy places the organism in Eukaryota, Metazoa, Chordata, Actinopteri, Cichliformes, Cichlidae. The transcript is spliced from 8 exons. Gene Ontology annotation, cellular component: membrane. The record is from RefSeq and is a predicted model, not a curated record.
AUUUUUUUUGUAUCAUCUCAAAUGUAUUUCUUUGCACACCUAAAUGACGGGUUUGUUUUUGUUUUUUAAUCUACGGUUUGGCUUGUCUUCCAAAAACAAAACAAGGGUUAUAAUUAAAUGUAGAUAAACGACUAAAUUGGAAUUUUAUUGCUUUUGGUUUUGAAUUUUCUGACAUUUUGUACAGAAAAAUACAGAUGAGCUGUGAUUAAUGGAGUAUAAUUGAUGAAUUUAGCAAAAGACCUCUAAAAUGAGUUCAUCCAUGCAUAAUAAUAAUAAAACCUAUUUAUGUUGAAAUCUCGGAGCUGAUGACUUGUUCAAAUGGGAACUGUAUGGCCAUUAAGACUUGUUCACAACUGGUGUCUUGUCUACUGUAAUCGUUGAGUCUAAAAAUAAUCCCGUCUAUUAGCCUUAUUUGCGUGCUGUAGCACCCCCCUGUGGUAGAUUGGGAGAACUACAACCUCAAUAUUAAAGCGGGUCUCUGACCUGAGUGAAGUUUAUUGACACUGAUCAGUUUGAAUGAGCCACGCUUCUACUCAAGAGUAUUUUCUUUUCUAUGUGUGGUUGGACGCUGGGGUGGUUGUAUAGUGUUGGUCGGGAUUAGGCCACGGCUCCUUGGGACGAAGCACUACCGUGUCUGUGACGUCACUGACCACAGGUGUGGUACGAGGGGAACAGGGCUGGAGCAGUGAUGGCGGACGAUGACCUGGAGCAGCAGGAGCCGUUUCCUGUGGAAACGGAUGAGAGGCAGCCGGGGGAUGAAGAGGAGCAACCGGAUGGUGUCUUGGAGAUGGGAUGUUUUGAGAAGUUCCACCGUCUUGUCUCCAAAUGGAUGCUCCCAGAACACUUGCGCGAAAAGUACCUGGAACGUGCCAACUGCUUUCCACCCCCCAUCUUCAUCAUCCUCAUCAGUAUUGCAGAGCUGGCUGUAUUUAUCUACUAUGCUGUGUGGAAGCCACAGAAACAGUGGGUGACCCUGGAUGAAGGCAUCUGGAACAGCCCUUUAACCUACAAGCCUGAAUGCCGGAACGAGGCAUGGCGCUUUAUCUCCUACAUGUUUGUCCACGCCGGUGUGCAGCACAUUUUGGGCAACCUGUUGAUGCAACUGGUGGUAGGAAUCGCACUGGAGCUGGUGCACAAAGGAUUUGAAGUGGGGAUGGUUUAUCUUUCUGGUGUUCUUGCAGGGUCUCUGGCCAGUUCCAUUUUUGACCCUCUCAGUGCCUUGGUGGGGGCUUCUGGGGGUGUUUAUGCCCUACUCGGUGGUUACUUCAUGAACGCUGUGGUGAAUUUCAGAGAGAUGAUUCCUCUCCUUGGAGUGUUUCGUAUCCUCUUCAUUGUGGUCUUUGUUGGUUUAGAUUUCGGGUUUGCCUUCUACAGAAGAUUUGUCAAGUAUGAAGAUGGUUUACAGGUGUCCUUUGUUGCUCACUUUGGAGGAAUUGUGGCAGGGAUGACCGUCGGCUACGUCUUCUUCAGUGCUUACAAUGAGAAGCUACUCAAAGACCCACGUUUCUGGAUUUGUAUAGUGGGCUACACAAUCUUUGUUCUCUUUGCUGUGUUCUUCAACAUCUUCCUUUCUCCAGCCCCGUAGGAGCAUGAAGCUGCACUCAGGCCCUGUUUUAAACUCUAAAAUUCUUGUGUCACUCAGGAAGCUGAUUUUUACUGAUUUGUUGUAGAGAACAGUUACUUUUUAGGGACCCGAACAUUGACCUGUUGUGUUUUUAGCCUUUUUUUUUUCUUUUUUUUUUACUUUGAGCUCUCUUCAGGGCUGAAUUUGUGUGAAAUGGCUCCUCCUGCUGUUUAUGUGUAGUGUUGCUUUAAGGCUAUGCAGAUGAAAAUGUGCCCAUUGAAGCAUUCAUUUUGAACAUGAUGGGGCAGUUAUGUAUGACUUAAUUAACAUAUGUGGUUUACUUUUUCCUUGUGUGCUUUGUUUUGACUUUCUGUAUUUUCCACUGUGUUCUUUUUAUUUGGAUCAUCGAGGACUGCCAUUGAUCCACUGUUCAUAGAAAAGUUUCUUACACUGCUUAAAAACACUAUGCACUAGAAGAAAACAUCAUAUUAACAUAUGACAUCACAUUUUAAGAGAGUUUUUAUACGUGACAGCCAUAACUAUAUGUUUACACUGAUGUAAUGACUGGAAGAACAGGGUGAGUGUCCUUAAUGUGUCUUCUUUAGCUAUGAAGCCGCUUUACUAUCAAGCAUGUUUUUUUAGAAAUGUACUUUUUUUUUAACAAAAAAUAUUUUUUGUUAUUGAAACUGUAAAUUAUCUAAGAUUGUGUGUAAACUAUGACAAAAAGACCAAACAGACCUUCUACACUGUGUUUUCAUAAAUAAGUCACAUUUGUAAAUAUUUUUUUCACAUUAAAUAUGGAACUUCUGAAGAUUUA